This is a messenger RNA of Passer montanus (Eurasian tree sparrow), 2947 nucleotides long. RefSeq names its product sphingomyelin synthase 2 (gene SGMS2). The record is from RefSeq and is a predicted model, not a curated record. The transcript has 6 exons. The coding region runs from base 708 to 1805 and encodes 365 amino acids. Gene Ontology annotation, molecular function: sphingomyelin synthase activity; ceramide cholinephosphotransferase activity. Gene Ontology annotation, cellular component: Golgi membrane; endoplasmic reticulum membrane. Gene Ontology annotation, biological process: sphingomyelin biosynthetic process; ceramide biosynthetic process. NCBI's taxonomy places the organism in Eukaryota, Metazoa, Chordata, Aves, Passeriformes, Passeridae.
GCCGGCCCUGCCCCGGACAGCGGCGGCGGCGGCGCCGGGGUGAGUCACUGCUUGGAAAUGGAGGGGGCGGGCGUGCGCGUAGCAGAAUGAAUGAUGUCAGGGAGCACCGCGGCGAGCAUGAGGCUCGCGGCAAACACGGCGGCGGCCGCAGCCCCGAACGAGCGCUGCCCGCGGCGCCCCCCGGCCGGAGCCGCCCUCCCGCGGGAGAGCCCUUCCAGCUGCGGCACUGCUGAGGCGGGGAACCUCUGCGAGAAGUGCCGUCUCCGCCGCCGCCCUUAAAGCCGGUCCCUUUCGCCAGGAGGGAGAAGAGGCUGAGGCUGGGAGAGGAGCAGAUUGCAGGGGAAGGUAGAGAUUGUGGCAAACUUUCUAGCUGCUUCUGCGUGCUGCCGCCUCACCGGUGGGAGUGUCUGCCCAUAAGGACCUGCAGAGCCCAAACCUAGGAGCCCUGAGGCUCCAAAAACGACUUCCAGCCGCCUUUGGAGGAGGAACUGCCAGCAGUGCGAGAUUUUGCUUUUACGGCUGAGUAGAUGAUUCAUCUCUAGAAGAAAGAUUGGACUUCACAAAUUCCUUUGAAAGCACAAUGGAUGCAUUUUAGAGUUCUACAGAAGUUAUCUAGGAAUAAGAACAUUGGACUUUGAGGAAUAACAGAGUUCAGAGAGCCCAGAAAUUGGUCACUAAUAAAGCCUCUUUGGCCAUACAGCUUGGAAAUGAAUACCAUUGAGACAGCAAAGCUUGAAGAGCACAUGGAGGGUCAGCCAAAUGAGACUUCUAAUGGCUACUCACGACCUACUCUCUCAGUCAGUGAAGAGAACAAAAAUGGCACUAGCGAACCAAAGGGCUUGUCUAAUAGCUUGCGAAAAAAAGCAAAGAAGUAUCCUGAUUACAUCCAGAUUGCUAUGCCUGCUGAAUCUAGGAACAAAUUUCCUCUGGAAUGGUGGAAAACAGGCAUCGCCUUUGUCUAUGCUCUCUUCAACUUGAUUUUAACAACUGUCAUGAUCACUGUGGUCCAUGAGAGAGUACCUCCAAAGGAGCUAAGCCCUCCCUUGCCUGACAAAUUUUUUGAUUACAUUGAUCGUGUGAAAUGGGCUUUUUCUGUAUCAGAAAUAAAUGGAAUGAUAUUACUUGGAUUAUGGAUAUUCCAGUGGUUGUUUCUUAGAUACAAAUCAAUAGUGGGACGCAGGUUCUUUUUUAUAAUAGGAACUUUGUAUCUGUACCGCUGUAUUACCAUGUACGUCACCACCUUACCUGUGCCUGGAAUGCAUUUUCAGUGUGCGCCCAAGUUGAACGGAGACUCUCAGGCAAAGGUUCAGAGAAUCCUGCGACUGAUUUCUGGUGGUGGUCUAUCCAUAACUGGAUCACACAUCCUGUGUGGAGACUUCCUGUUUAGUGGACACACUGUAGUAUUAACGCUGGUCUAUCUAUUCAUCAAAGAGUAUUCACCACGUCAUUUCUGGUGGUAUCACUUAAUCUGCUGGCUGAUGAGCGCUGCUGGCAUCAUUUGUAUCCUGGUUGCUCAUGAACACUACACUGUAGAUGUCAUCAUUGCCUACUAUAUCACCACACGGCUCUUCUGGUGGUACCACUCCAUGGCUAAUGAAAAGACUUUAAAGGUGUCUUCGCAGACGAAUUUUCUCUCUCGAGCAUGGUGGUAUCCAAUAUUUUAUUUCUUCGAGAAGAAUGUGCAAGGCUCUGUUCCUUGCAGUUUUUCCUGGCCAAUAUCUUGGCCUCCCAGCUGCUUCAAAUCUUCAUGCAAAAAGUAUUCACGGGUUCAGAAGACAGGAGAGGACAAUGAAAAAUCUACCUGAAGAAAAGAAGGAAAGCAUCUGCUCUGGUUUUUUCAUUUUUGAUUUUUUUUUACCAAAACAUAAAUGCUGUAACCAAAGGUCUUAAGAAGACUGUAACUGAAGAAGUGGACCAAGCUUCUGUGCAAUUGAUGGAAAGACAAUUGUAGACGCAUAUAUUGCAUUUCAGAUGUUUUCCUCUCAUCCGGCUGUACAGACCUAUUCUACUCUUCAGUGCUAAUGAAAUGCACCACUGAUGGAAUUUUUUUAUUAAAGAAAAAAAUGGAGCAGGACUGUGCUUUAUUAAUGAGAUAGAGGUGCCAAAGACCACAGUAACACUUCCAUUACUAUCACUCAUCCACAGAAGCACCCAAAAGUCUCAUCUUCAGAGCUCUGGAGUGCAUAAGGGCAAAAACAUGCUAACAUGUAAAGGCAUGAUAUUGGCAUAUUGAGGUGUAUAAAAAAAUAACACAAUUAUGGGAAGUGGUUUGUUGCAUUAUUCUUGCUAAUGAAGGUAAGGCCUUUAUGUGACUGGUACAGCUGGAAGCAAGUCUGAAUUUUUUACACACUGUGGGUAUGAAUAUCUUAGGACCCUAAAAUACUACUUACCACCAUUAACUCCCAUGUAUUCUACUAUAUACCAAUUUUUACAUUUUUAUUAGUAAUUUUCUAUUUAAAUAGCUGUGUUACCUGAUGAAUUUGCUAAUUAUAAACAGCUGCUAGCAUCAGAGCUCAAGGAGCCUAAAAUUUUAUUUUUAGUAAGAGACACAGUUUCAACAUCUGAAUCUUGAAUUACAGCUGGCCUUGUGUAUAUAGCUCUACCAGUGCCUGUCAGUGUAUAUAGAUGCAGAUAUACACAAAAGCACAUACCUUAAACAAAAUUAUUUACUGGGAAGAGUAAUCCUAGAGUUCUUGAUGUAGGCAGUUGUACAGCUCUCACCUGCUUGAGGAUUGCAAGGCCAGGUCCAAAAUGGGGCUAGAUUUAAAAUUAACAUUUUAAUUUUAGUAGCAAUCUCUUGCUGAAGCUAUGUAGCAGGUUUGCUUGGGAGCCAUGGUUCUCCAUUGAAUUUCUUUUUUUGUCUUUUACCUCUUGACAUAUGUUUCUGUGACUUACUUUAAAAAAAAAAAUACAAAACAACCAACCAAAAAUGUGCUAAGAUGAAGUA